CCGACUCUACAACCUUACAGUGCAAAUCACACCAACACUUUUGCAAAAAGAUCUGAAAUAAAUAAUUGCCAUAAAAUCACAUUUAGAUGACUCCAGGAAUGUCUUCCAUAACUAAUUGCAGUAAAAUUAGUGCUUUAAUCCUACUCUUUGUGUCAAUUGCUGUUGCAUUUCGUGAUCCAAUGAAUUAUAUGUAUGGAUCGCAUAAAGUGGACACUCGAUCGACCAGACAUUACUGCGGGAAUAACUUAGUCCGAGCCCUCCAUUUCCUAUGUGAGAGCUAUAAUAAAAGAAGUCAUCUUCCCAUACAUUCCUAUAGAUUAUCACAAGACUCCGAGGACGAUAUGACACCAGAAGAUGAUGGCAUCGAUGGGUCCGAGCAUUCAUUGAGUUUAAUCAAAGUUCUCAAUAAUAAUAAUAAUAUGAAAUACUUUCACCGAAUGAGGAGUAGUGGACGAGUGCUGUCGUCGGUCUUGUUCUACGAGUCAAUAGGAUUUGAAUGA
This is a messenger RNA of Oppiella nova, 500 nucleotides long. Lineage: Eukaryota; Metazoa; Arthropoda; Arachnida; Sarcoptiformes; Oppiidae. The record is from the annotation of a GenBank genome assembly.